Messenger RNA from Brassica napus (rape), 1375 nucleotides. RefSeq lists its product as uncharacterized. Bases 195 to 1223 code for a protein of 342 amino acids. NCBI's taxonomy places the organism in Eukaryota, Viridiplantae, Streptophyta, Magnoliopsida, Brassicales, Brassicaceae. The transcript is spliced from 4 exons. The record is from RefSeq and is a predicted model, not a curated record.
AUCCAUCUCUCUCUCUCUUACCUUUCUCCAAAAUACUAUUCUUUUGUUUUCAAUUUCUGAUUGAUUGAUUGCACAAGUGGGUUUUAGGGUUCUUCUUCUUCUUACUGAUCACGUCUUCUCUCUCCUUCCCCUCCCACCCGUCGCGAAUUUCACAAAAGACGCACACAAGAACGUUCUUGAAUCGGGGGAUUACAAUGGAUUUUAAAGGUAUAGCAUGGGUAGGAAGUGUCUACCAGAAGUUCGAAGAAAUCAUCGUCCAGGACACAGCUAAGUACGUUGGGAACUCUGUGAAGAGAUUCUGUUCCGAUGUGGUUCAAGAUCUGCGUCCCAACGACUCUGUAGGAAAAGAAUCACCCGUCUCUACGUUACAUGAAUACGCUCCUGUUUGCUCUUCCUUCAAAAAGAAAAGAGAAGAACAAGAUGUAACCGAGGGGAAGAAGGAUGGAUUUGCAAUGGAGCUCCGUGGUCUUGACGCAGAUGAUUACGAUAUUUGUACUUCUCCAAGCCAGUCUAGUUGCGGAGGUCCGUAUAGAAGGACAAGACUCGGUCGCAAACAAGGGUUUAAGAAAGAAGUCACCAGGCCUUGCAUACAGAAAGACUCAACUAGUUUAUCAAUGGUUCAUAGAACUCGUGUUAGAAACGAUGUUGGAACUGUAAAGUCAAGUGAUCCUCCUCCUCCUCCUCCAGGUGAAGUGGCAAGACUCGUCUCUAAAGAGGAGUGUUAUAGAAGCGACAAUCAGCACGGUCUAACAAUGGUUAGUUCUGUUAGAAGUCAAGAUGCAGAGAUUAGAACCAAAGAUGAACACAGUCUUGCAGUGGCUGACUCUGUUAGGUGUAAAGAUUCAGUGAUUCAACCAUGUGUUGCCAUAAGCUUACCUUCAGGAUCUGAUGGUAAAACUAGUUCGAGUUCUGUCUCUGAGCAGAAGUCAGAGAUUCUUCAACAGCUUAGUGGAAGAUCAGUUGAAGAAAGCUGUAUCAUUGUGGACAGAGACGAGUUGCAUUGUGUUUUUCCUGACAAGGAGGAGAAUGACAAACGCAAACCUUACAAGAAGAUCAGAGACGCUAUAUCUUCAAGAAUGAAGCAAAACAGAGAACAAGAAUACAAGCAACUUGCUCGUCAAUGGUACACAGAAGAUGUGCACAAUGGUAGAGAAUGUGGCGAGAAUCUGAAACAGAUUGAGGAAGAUCGAUCAUCACAAGAAUCUGAAUGGGAGCUUCUGUGAAGUGUCAAUGGUUUACACUUGUAAUACAAGUAACUAAACACUAUCUUUGUAUAUAAAGAAUGUAUAAGCUCAACAUAGAAGCAGCCUUUAAAGGCUUCCUCUUGUUACAUACUAAUGAGUAAUGAUUUAAUAAGGCUCUCAUCUUCAUCGAA